Messenger RNA from Emericellopsis atlantica, 489 nucleotides. RefSeq names its product putative cyclophilin. Bases 1 to 489 code for a protein of 162 amino acids. The record is from RefSeq and is a predicted model, not a curated record. Gene Ontology annotation, biological process: protein folding; protein peptidyl-prolyl isomerization. Gene Ontology annotation, molecular function: peptidyl-prolyl cis-trans isomerase activity. NCBI's taxonomy places the organism in Eukaryota, Fungi, Ascomycota, Sordariomycetes, Hypocreales, Bionectriaceae. The transcript is spliced from 4 exons.
AUGAGCAACGUUUUCUUCGAUAUCUCUGCCGACGGCGCGCCUCUUGGCCGCGUCGAGUUCAAGCUCUACGACGACGUCGUCCCCAAGACCACCGCCAACUUCCGCGCCCUCGCCACCGGCGAGAAGGGUUACGGCUACGCUGGCUCUUCCUUCCACCGUGUCAUCCCCGACUUCAUGCUCCAGGGUGGUGACUUCACCAACCACAACGGCACUGGUGGCAAGUCCAUCUACGGUGAGAAGUUCGCCGAUGAGAACUUCCAGCUGAAGCACACCAAGCCUGGUCUGCUCUCCAUGGCCAACGCUGGACCCAACACCAACGGAUCCCAGUUCUUCAUCACCACGGUCGUCACCUCUUGGCUCGAUGGCAAGCACGUCGUCUUCGGCGAGGUCGUCAACGGCAUGGACAUUGUCAAGAAGGUCGAGACCUUUGGCACCGGCAGCGGCAAGACCAAGAAGAAGGUCACCAUUGACAAGUCUGGCACUGUCUAA